AUGGUCAGACUCGCGCAUGCUUCCAACGCCUUACUUCUGGCUACCAGUGUUCUUGCUCACCCUGGAGGCAGUACGCACAGAGAGGUCUUGCGCAGGCAGGCUCAUCUUGAUCACCCGAACCGUCGGAGUGUCCAGGCAUGCAAGCGUGAUCUAGUCGGGACUGGGUGGGUUCGAGAGCAGCACCAGAGACGCGAGACCAGGCUCCACGAACUCCGGGUCGCGGCUGGUUUCGCCAAAGAACAUGGAAUCGUCCGUCGCGACGCUGCCGAAGUCGAAGAGACUUAUGGAGUCGAUGCAGCUUGCACGCUUGAUCCUGAGGUUGGAGAGGGUCCAUAUUGGGUUUCUGGUGAGCUCAUUCGGCAAGAUAUCGUCACUGGCGAGGGGGGAGCCAUCACUCACCUGGACGUCAACAUUAUUGACGUUUCAACUUGCACGCCUGUCACCGAUGCUUACGUCGAGAUGUGGGGAGCGAACUCUACCGGUGUCUACACUGGUGUGCAGGCUAGAGGCAACGGUGAUGGCUCUGCUACAGCUAUUGUGACCAACGCUCUUCGUGGUGUCCAACCCACAAGCGCUAAUGGCACUGCUACAUUCGUAACGGUCAUUCCUGGACAUUAUGUCGGCCGCACGAACCAUCUACAUACUAUUAUCCAUCACGGCGCCAAGCUUCUCCCCAACAAUACGAUCGAAGGCGGUACAGUCUCGCACGCUGGCCAAUUCUACAUUGAGCAAAACCUCCUGAAUGAAGUUGAGAAGACGGCCCCUUACAACACCAACACACAAGCCGCCAUGAACAACGACGAAGACUUCCUCUACAAGAUGGGUUUCCAGGGCGGAGACGACCCGGUCAUGAAGAUCUCGCUGAUUGGCAAUACGAUCGAGGACGGUUUGUAUGCCACCAUCGAUGUGGGCGUUAACCCCAAAGCGACAAUAGAGGUACAUCCAGUCAACAGGUGGACGGCUGAGGGAGGUGUUCCCGUGGAGGGAAGUCCGUGGGCAGGCUACCCUGAUACCUGCCAGAACUGUGGACAGUGGGGACCCUCGCCACCUUCACAGAGUGCCCCUGCUGCGGAGUAG
Pyrenophora tritici-repentis Pt-1C-BFP is the source of this 1077-nucleotide messenger RNA. RefSeq names its product PcaH, Protocatechuate 3,4-dioxygenase beta subunit. Gene Ontology annotation, molecular function: oxidoreductase activity, acting on single donors with incorporation of molecular oxygen, incorporation of two atoms of oxygen; iron ion binding. The record is from RefSeq and is a predicted model, not a curated record. Lineage: Eukaryota; Fungi; Ascomycota; Dothideomycetes; Pleosporales; Pleosporaceae.